Molecule: messenger RNA, 4215 nt
Organism: Sphaeroforma arctica JP610
Lineage: Eukaryota; Ichthyosporea; Ichthyophonida
Exons: 18
Coding region: 1-4005 (1334 amino acids)
Source: RefSeq, a predicted model, not a curated record
AUGACCGGUAGACCAGCCGCAACUGAUGGUUUCUCUGGUGUCCAUAAACAAAGAGAAGCCACGUCCCGGAAGAAGCUUUCAUUGAAGCGUAGACCGAUUGGCGCGGUGAAGAGUGAUAUUCAUCAAUCGAAGGCAUUCAAUGACGGGCACAGCGAUGGCGGCAAAGAAAACUGUCACUGCCCAACACACCACAGCACCUCUCACACCACGUGCACUGCCGACAAAGACUGUACUGUCUCUCAGUACCACAAACCAUGCAACAAAGGGGGCACGUUAACAACGGCUUACGUCAGCCACGAAGCGAACGAAGCUGUGCCAGGUUCACCGCCCAACAGUCCCGGGUCGCCGUCCCUGCUCGCUUCGCAAUACGUAUACGGACGGCAUGAGAGCGAAACUGAUGGCGACGGUGUGAUCCUAGGAAGUGAGGAUGAGGAUUCGGCCGAUGAGAGCCUUCGGAAAUACCGAACUUCAGCCGGAAAAUCAAAAAGAGAGGCCAAUGGCAAGAUACACACUGAUACUGUUGGAAGUGAUGCGGACGUCAAGAAGCGUGUGUCUAGCCAAUCAGGGAGUGGUAGUGGUGGUGAUUCUGAGCGGAGUGAUACGGUACGAGUCAGAAAACGACGCGGCAGAAAGGAGCGGACUUUGGCACGUGUGAGGGUCGCCGACAGAGAUACAGAGCUCUUGAAUAAUGAUCGGGACUCUGCAACAACAGUGAGGGCAGGUUGUUCUUCCACGGCAACUGGUGGUGUACCACCCGUCAGGCAAGAGGAGGAAUCAAGGCGCGCUGCAGCUGAAACACUUUGUGAGGGUAUUGAAUCUGACGCAACAAAUAAUGUGUUAGAGACGGAAACGAACAACGAGUUGGCUGGCACCUCUGUACACACGCACCCAUCUCCCAGCAAUACUACGGGCACAGAGCAGCACGACAGCGCGCGUACAACACAGCCCGAUGUCACGGGUGCGAAGUCUCGCGACAGGCAUGGAAAGGCCUACACCUAUGGCCACGAUCGGAGCAUGUUGGUGGAACUAAUUCUGAAGGAGUUGGCUGAGAGAGAAGGGUUCGCUCACUUUGCUUGCAGCACCCAUGGGACGUGUGUAGAAGUGCAGCUGCCGGUGCUCCGCAUCGAGCGCUUGCACUACACCAUGCCCUGCCAGGCCGAUCAAAAGCUGUGGUGUGCAAGGAGCAUACCAGCAUGUGAGGAGACGGCGUGGGCGGCUAAAGGGGCGAACGUGGAUGAUCCUCUAAGCACGAUCGAACACACCGCUAUGGCGCCAUACAAGAAAGAAGACUUAGCGAGAGAAUAUACGGAAACGGUGGCGCAAAGUGGAGUGGAUAUGGUUGAUGAUGAUAGGAAAGGUUUACAUCCCCAGGUGACAACGACCACUUUGACAUGCACAACCAGUGCAACAGCUGAAAAGGAUGGGUCGCGCGAAAAGCCUGAUUUGGAGGCCAAAAGUCAAAGCUCAGUUAAAUCUGAAGGCCUACCUGAAUCCCUAGCUGAUACCCAUGCUGUUCUGUCAAAGGGCAAUGAUUCCGACUCAAACUCCAUGCCACCGGCGAUGCAACUCAGUCAGAUCCUACGGGUUAAGCAGCAAUCGCCUGAACCUACUACAGCACGCGCCGGCAAAGGCUGCGAAAAUGUCGCGCGUACCGAACAUCGGCAAGGCCGUGAGAGUCCACUUUUGAACGCAGCGAAAGUGACCAUCCAAGACCAUCAAGAACGGGUGGCGGAAGAAAAUGGACCAGUACAUGCGAGCGAAGGGGAGUGUGGGGCUGUAGGUAGACGGAGUGGGAGCAGGAGCUGCACUAAGAAAACACCCAUGCGGCCUGGCCCAAUGAGAGGGGUGAAACAACGAUCCACAACCGCAGUGAUUGACUUGGAGUUGCAGACACCCCGCUCGCAAAGGUUGAAACGACGGCGUAUGGCUGACCGUGGGCGAGCGCGUUCGUACACUCCAACGCCAGUGCUCGGUCUAGUAGCACCUGGUGAAGCACUGAAACAGGAAUCGGCUGUCACCUUCCUGUCCGCCAAGAAGGCAACCAGGGCACGAGGCUCUUCAGCACAGAACACGCACACCCCUCAGCGACAAAGACAUCCACAGCAACCAGCCACUGGCCAAGACCUGUCGGUUAUCGAGGACAUUGAGUCCUACCCAAACACGGACACCGGCACCCCUCACCCGCGCACACUCGCACGUACGUGUACAAACUCGCCAGAGCUCGCACGCGUACAUUUGGGGACGCAGACACGCGCACCGCCGAAUGCACUCGUUGCCAUGGAAGGGGAUGAAAUGUCGCCACAACCAGUAAGGCCGGAAAGUAGAAGGUGUGAGCACACCGUAAACACGCUCGCGCAAAGUGCGGCGAUGGGGAUGGAGGGAUAUGACAACAGCGUUGACGAUGACUCUCAGUGGGAUCAAGUCGCGCAAUCGGUAGUCAAGCCUGUGGCCGUUGACACCACAGACUAUCUGCACCUGGGCCAGGGCGCCAGUCUAAACACCCAAGCUCUGUAUGACAUGAUUCGAGAGGAGGCUGAAUCGCCCUUAAAAGAGACGGUCAAUGCAGAUACGGGAGCCAAUACCCAGGACAUGAAGGAAUCCGUGAAAAACAAUGCCGACAUGGUCCAUAGUCUACCGGUCGCUGUGGCGUGUCCCUUGUGCUACAAACGGUUUUCUUCCAGGGAAAUCCAGUCCCACGCCGCCAGCUGUGAUGGGUCUGCCGACGACGAUCGAAAGACGACGUCACAAAAAGGCGGAGAAAGGCACUCCGUGAAUUGUGCGAAUUCACCAGUGGUAGCUAUCGACAUCGACAACGACGAGAGUCCUGGAACGGCGCCCACGAGCGAUGCCUACGCACGCGCCUCUACAUACGCCAUACCACACGUCCUGACAGCUGUCGAUUCCUCGCACGACCUACCCACACAGUCGGAUCAGUGGAUUAAACCAAACUCGAAGAGGGCCGGCCGGAAUGGGCAAAAAGCAGAGCACAAUAAGGCUCCGCUUGUGCGACCCAACAUCAAGGUCAUCUAUCCUGGGCGAGCGAAACAGAUGGGCUCGAAAAGCAAUCAGACCAUUAAAGAGAUGUUUGGCAAGUUGGAAGAUGGGGCGAGCAGACCCAACCGACCGUAUGCAGCGGCAAUCUUAUCGAGCGUUGCAUUGAGUUCCAAAGGUCCAACACAUGCCGAAGUUCGGGGGAUCGCAUCUCGGAUAAGUGGAAAGGGUGCCGCAAGUCGAUCAGACACUCACGCCGGGGCAACGGGUACGGGCCUGUUCAAGCAACCCAUACGGCCAACACUCACGCACAGAGAGUCAUACAGAGUUCAAGAUGAUAGCAACAAGUCGAUUGCAAGAGACAGCAGCAGUCACGGUGCGCACAGAAGUACCGUCGAGCCUCAGCAGAAGACGAGAAGGUCGAAUAGGGCCACAAACAGCACAGCUCAGGUGGCCAGCCUGGGGUUGGAUGCUAUUUGUGAGCGCACACCAGGGCGAAGGUCGCAUCAACAAAAGAAACAGGGCCCUAUAUCAGUUGACAGUGACAGCAAUGACAGUUUAGAUGAGAUUUUGUCCAAUAUGACUAAAAGUCAGCGCACCCGCCAGCAAACGGACGAUGUCACUUCCAUUCCAGCUACACACAUCCACUCAACCUCUGUGCGCUUCGAUGAUGAGGACAAUGAUGCGUCAGAUCCGCUGCGUGACCCGGACCCUGGUAAAACGGGUUAUCUGACAGAAACGUACGACCCCGAUAACAUGAUUGAUGAGGCCCUAUUUGCCAAUAUGAGUCCCAUCAAAGGAUUUGUACCGUUAGCUGAGCCCCAUUCGCAGUUCCUCGCAGAUCAAUUCGGCAACUCGCGGGUGGGUGCCAAAGGCGUUCCGGCAAAAGCGACAGUCUGUCCGCUUCACAUUGCAGGAUCGCGAUCGCAAACUAGGAGACGCCCGGCCACUAAAAAGGCAUCAGGGCGUGCUCGAGGGAGUGGGGGGUGGAAUUAUCGAAGGAAAAAAAAGUGACAUUGCAGUAUUGCAAUCUGAUAUUUAAACAAUUCUACGAUCAAAAUAAGUCUUCAGUAUAAACUCUGACCCGUCAAUGCUUUAAACUUUAGUGCUUUGUUGACGUUCAGGCGACCCAAUGAUAGUACAACUCGGCUUUGUGGCCCACUUGCUUGCGACGGUUUCCGUCUAAUAGUGGAAUAUCAAAUUUGAAAAACAAAAUAAAUACAG